AUGCAGAGCCCGGGGAUGCUGAGCAUAGAAAGCGGGCGGCGGGGUGCGAAGGCCGAGACUCAGCGGGGGGCGAAGAGGCAGAGGGGUCCUCAGGCAGCGGCCGCGGUGCGCAUCCCGAGCGUGCAGGAUAUGAUGAAGCAGAAGUGGGGCGCUGCAUCGCGAGGCGCUGCACCGCCUGGUCAAUCGGGGUCGAGCUCGCGCUCCAUCCCACCUGGAGAAGCUGCACCCAAACCACCGGGCCCUGCCGGGGCAACCGCGACAGUGACAACCACUGCGGGUAAGGGCAAGGGUAAGGCGGAGGAUGGAGAGGUGUCGGCUGCUGCGGGUUCGCUGGCCGCGAGGCGUGAGGGCCAGUCCGCGGCGGCUGCUGCGGCGGAGGGAAGGCAGACCGCGCUCGCACCCGCUCAUCCUGCGAUUACCGCGGGACAUCUGCACAGCGCGCUGGCAUCUGCAGGUCCUAGCGCGGCCGCGGUCGAGGCCAAGACGGAAAAACGCGGGCGAGGCAAGAAGUUGCCCCCUCCACCCCUGUACACCAUCGACGGUGACGAUGCGGACGAAGAGCUCAAGAAUCUUGCGAGCCGGUGGGUCUUGGAGGAGGGCGACGGAGGAAAGCAGGGUGUGGAGGCCGCGGUCGAGCUUCCUAGCGGCGGGGAGAGCGCGGACGAGCAGGACGCAGAACCCGUGGUCAUGCUAAGUGGCACAACGGGGGGACAGGGUGACACAGGCAGCAAGCGCAAAGGCUGUAGUAUCCGCAAUCCUCCCAGGGGCGGUCCUGGCUUGGUUUCUGAACCGCAUCUGGGGGGGAAGAAGCGGUGGCUUGGACACGGCGAGCGCGACGACCUGCAGUACAAGACCGCGGUCGCGAUGAUGCCGUACGACCUGAAGGUGGAUCCCGGGCUGCACCUCAGCUCUAAGCAGCUGCGGGAGUGGGCCGCGGACCUGUCCGCUGCCGAGGGGCUACACACGGGCCUCCUCAUCACCAUGCAUCACCGCAACCUCGUGGCCAGCAGGGAAAGGUGGACCCGCAUGUUCAAUCACUACCGCGAGCUGACCCAGCCUGGAUCGAUCACCACCAACGAGAUUGCAUGGGCCGUGGUGGUGGGCACGGAGGUUGCAGCUGAAGAGACGGAGCUCUACUGCGAUGUGGAUCCGAGGGAUUACGCGGGAGCGAUCGCGUGCGCGAUCGCAACGCUGUGGGAAGUGACUCGCGGUUCUGCGGUCUCGACCGCGUCGGAUUCUGGCAAUUUGGCCGCGCGAGCGGUUAACUGCCAGAGGGAUCGAUGCCCUCGGUUCCCCGUAGUAACCGCGUACGUCAUUAGGGCUGUGCGGAGGCGCAAUGCUCGCGAGCAGCAGGCUAGAGACGACGAGCCUAAGGUGGUCGCGGAUCCGAAGGUGGUCGCGGACGCGAUUGUAUCUGAAGUCGUGAACGAGGUCAUCGCCAAGUCUCGCGAUCUCAGGCAAAUUGAGAUGGCCGCUCGCAAAACGGUGGACGUUAUCAUCACCUGGUGCGACUGCUCGGUUGCAGGGAAGGUCAUGGAGUCCAUUGGGCUUUACCUUGCCCUGCCCAAGGAUCGUCCUAAGAAGCGGACUUGA
This is a messenger RNA of Closterium sp. Yama58-4, 1593 nucleotides long. Lineage: Eukaryota; Viridiplantae; Streptophyta; Zygnematophyceae; Desmidiales; Closteriaceae. The record is from the annotation of a GenBank genome assembly.